Molecule: messenger RNA, 1216 nt
Organism: Myotis lucifugus (little brown bat)
Lineage: Eukaryota; Metazoa; Chordata; Mammalia; Chiroptera; Vespertilionidae
Product: carcinoembryonic antigen-related cell adhesion molecule 21
Exons: 3
Coding region: 127-837 (236 amino acids)
Biological process (GO): regulation of immune system process; signal transduction
Cellular component (GO): plasma membrane; cell surface
Molecular function (GO): protein tyrosine kinase binding
Source: RefSeq, a predicted model, not a curated record
UGGGAGGAGGUCAAUGCACUGGAAGAAAGGACAGCAGAUCCACGCAACCAGAACAAAGGUGCCUGGGAGUGUUCCUGGGCCCAAGCUCUUCUCACAGAGGGAGGGACGGAACAGACAGCAGACACCAUGGAGUCCCGCUCAGUCCCUGCUCACAGAGGGUGUGUCCCCUGGCAGGGGCUCCUGCUGGCUGCCUCACUCUUAACCUUCUGGAGCCUGCCCACCACUGCCCAGCUCACUAUUGAAUCAGUGCCGCCCAAUGGUGCCGAAGGGAAGGAUGUGCUUCUCCGUGUCCACAACCUGCCAGGGUUUCUUGGAGGUUAUGUCUGGUUCAAAGGGGAAAGUGUGGACAGCAACCAUCAAAUUGCAUCAUAUAUAAUAGAUACUCAAGAAAUACACCCAGGACUUGCAUACAGCGGUCGAGAGACAAUAUACCCCAACGGGUCCCUGCUGUUCCAGAACGUCACCCUGCAGGAUACAGGGUACUACACUCUACUAGCCAUAAGGAAAACUUUUCAAGGUGAAAUAGUAACCGGACAGCUCCGUGUAUACCAGCCCGUGGGGAAGCCCUCCAUCCGAGCCAGCAAUGCCACAGUCACAGAGCAUAAGGACGCCGUGGUCCUGACCUGCUUCACCAAUGACAAGGGGAUCUCCAUCCGGUGGCUCUUCGAGAACCAGAGUCUCCUGCUCACGGACAGGAUGAAGCUGUCCCAGGACAACAGUGUCCUCACCAUAGACCCUGUCAGGAGGGAGGAUGCUGGGGGUUAUCAGUGUGAGGUCUUCAACCCCAUCAGUUCUAGCAAAAGUGAGCCCCUCAGGCUGGAUGUGUAUUAUGGGUAACCCUCCUCCCCUCCUCUAUGCUAUUAAGUUCUGAAUAAUUUUUUUCUUUUUUAAAAAUAUUUUUUUAUUGAUUCCAGAGAGGAAGGGAGAGGGAUAGAGAGAUAGAAACAUCAACGAUGAGAGAGAAUCACUGAUCGGCUGCCUCCUGCACACCCCACACUGGGGAUUGAGCCCCCAACCUGGGCAUGUGUCCUGACUGGGAAUUGAACUGUGAUCUCCUGGUUCAUAGGUUGGUGCUCAACUACUGAUAAAUUUUUUCUUAUCUGAAAAUUACGGCCAUGAUGCACUUUCUAAAUAGGUUCCUUGUGAAUAGUCAAUGACAAAGGUGGAAAGUCCUUAGAAGACUUGCGUUGAGUCAAUAAAUGCUUAAAACUGUGAA